AUGCCAAGACGGAGGGUAGACGUGACACCCUGGAAAGUUGCAGUCCCGGGCUUUUGCGGGGUCAUCCGAUGUCUGCCUGACUUUGUGGCCAGACCGUGGCAAGUGCUGCGGGAGUACGUGUCAAAGGCUGGCAGCAUUCCACCUGAGUUGAGGGAUGAAGAUUGGCGCAGUCUUUACAAAGCAGCCUCCGAGCGCCUUCGUCGAGGGGUGGCAGAGGAGGCGGUGCUGAAGGCGUGCUCAUAUGUUGCCUGGAGGGAGACCCACAGCGAUGAGUCUCUGAAAUGGCCCGGUCCUGAGGGUGGUGCCGUUAACAGGGAGGACUGGCCCGACUUUGUGGCCUGUCGCAAGCAAUGCGAGCACCUGCUGAGCGACUUUGACCUACCUUUAGCGAUCGCUGCAGAGAGGCAAGAGCCCCUCCCAGAAAAAGACAGCUGCCUGGUUUCUGCACUCACACAUCCUAUGAAGCAGUUCCUAGAGGAGUUGCAAAGAAGACAGCUGCCUGCACUCUUCGAUUUGCAAACGGGGGCUCUCCGGGAGUUUCUGUCCAGCUCCGCUGCGGAGAAGUCAAGCACGGCAGGAGCUGCAAGCACGGGCGCUGCUGUGAAGCAAGAGCCGGGUGCUGAUCAUCGUGGGCUAUGCCGAGAUCUUGUUCGAGGCAUCUUGCAGAAGUGGCCCAACACACCUCCCGUGGCGGGCCAAAGGAUGCACCUUGGUACGAUGAUGCACAUGAUCACCGCUUGCCUAGAUAGAGAGCUCGGAGACACGUGGCCCAUGCAUUGUGUCUUUGUGGACGGUAGCAACGAAGAACGAUCCCGGAUGUUAUCCUUGCAGUCAGAGGCAACACUCUGCCUGGCCGUGCUGUCAACCUCCACACACUGGGGACUUCUCUGCACCUGCAAAGGCAAGCCUGAAGCUGUUUUACUGGAUGGCCUCCGCGACCGGACACUCCACGAUGCUGCCCUAGCUUUCCUGGAACAUUUGCGGCAGCAGCAGAACUGGUCCGGCCCUUAUGUCUUGCAGUACGGCAACAUCUCGCAGGACGAUGACUGGAGCUGCGGCCACAGGGUUGUUCUGUGUGCUGAGGCUGUGAUAAAAGGCCGGGGUUGCUGGCCACCUGAUGUUGGAGACCAUGCAUCCACAUGGGCAGUGACGAAGCUUUGUGUCCGGAACAUUGCCAAGCCUGUGAAACGUGAGGCUACCGCAGAGGAUCCGUGUCCGAGCAGUGCCAAGGCCGCGAGACGAGAUGCAGCUGCAAGCACUGGGGCAAGUGCAGCUCCAAGUACUCCUAAGAGGCCCAAGCGAGAUCCAAACCCAUCCACUCCGCCUGCAGAGAAGCCUUCCAAGAAGCCCAAGACGGAUGAAGAUGCCGAGGCUCAGGUUGUGCAGGUUGCCGACGACAUGGUGACCGAAGCAUUGAUGGCCCGGAGGAAGCAGAAGACAGGGAGCAAAGCCAAGGGCGGCAAGCAGACGCCAGCUCAACUCCGCAAAGCUGGCAUGGAGCUCUUCCGCAGUGGGGGCUUGUGCUUCAACCGCGACUAUCAGAAACUUCACGUUGCACAGAAGGAUUCUUACGAGGGGAGCACUCACUGGCCUACUUUUCUAGAGAGCCUUGCUGCGGGCAGGGCAAUGAAAUGCCCGUCAUGUCGUAUGCUCCGCGAGAAGAUCCAGGCUGCAAAGGACGUACCAGCGGAUACCAGCGAAGCACUCGUGCCGCUUGCAUCCGGAGAUGACGCUCCUGAAGUUCCCGAGCUGCCGCCAGCACCUCCGCAAAGGCAAGGGGUCCCAAAGCAGUCUGGCCUGGAGAAGUGGAUCUCGGAAAACCGUGCAGGUGUGUACGAGAGGCGAGACAAGAACUGUGUUUUUGGCCUCCUCUGCAAGGUGGAGGUAAACGUGUACGGGCGCAACGGGACCAGUGGGAAUCAUUUCCUCUUGAAGCAUGAGGGAACGAAGCUCGCCCGCAAGCGGCAUGCCCUUGUAAGCCAGGAGAAGCCGGCGGCAGUGUGCCAUGGGGUGACCUUGGGCAGCGGGGAGUGCCGAGUUGACUUGGUGUCGGACAGCUGCCGUCGCUGGGUGCUGGGUGGAUGCAUGAAGACACAGUCGAUGUCUGCCGAGACCCAGGGCCAGCAGAAGAAGCCUCCUCGCAAGCCUCCUCCGCCAGAUGUGCUGGAUCAGUGCAGCUACACAUGGAAGGGUGAUGAGUUGCUGCUGCGCAGCAUCUCUUGCGAUGGCUUCAAGGAGGGUGAGUCCAGCUGCAGUCGUUGCCGGCAGAUCUGCAACUCCAAGACCUUCCAUGCGGACAUCGCCCUCUGGGCCUGGAGGCAGGAAGCCGCGGAGUUCGUGCGAGUGCUGGUGUAUCAGUCCCCGGAGAAGGUUCUGCAGUACGAGGAGAAGAUCCGGGCCAGCGACUACAUGAACUUCGAGAAGGCAAAGCAGGAAGCCAGUGAGGUUCUUGGGCUCAAGGAUCCCCUUCAGCGAGCAUCCCUUAUCAAGCGGAAGCUGCUUGGCAUCAACCACAAGGUGAGGACCGAGCGACUGCAUGCUUUCCUGGAGGCAACCCUUGCCAAUGUGUCCUUGGAGCAGAGCACUCUUGAUGAGAAGCGAGCCCUGGAUGCGCUGUCAACCAACUUCUGCGAGGCGGUGGCCGAGGGCUCCGCACAGAAAAGCAACCUGGAGCUGGCGGCCAAGGUGGCCUCGGGAGGAUUGGACAAGCACAAGGCCGUCGCUGCGAUGUUUCACGGGUUCUUCGCCAUGCAACAACGACUGGAGCGAGGGCAAGUGCGCCUCCGCCGAAGUGCUGAUGAGGAGACAGUGAACGAGCUCUUCUUCCUCUUCGGCCUAAGCAGCGGGACGAAGGAAGUCUUGAAGCAAUUUGGCCUGCGGAUUGCACAGAACCCCACCAUGGAGCAGCAAUCGCCCCUCGUGCCACAGCCCUUCAUGGCCCUGCAGAACAAGGACAGGCUCGAGGUGAACUGUCGAUUAGCCCUGGACCUCCUCAACAUCCAGAAGAAGAGAUGCUACUACCUCACAUUGGACGAGACGUGUUGGAAGCCGACAUACGACAUCCUCUCAGCAUCAGGUUUGGCGAAAAAUGCUGAAGGUGAGGACCUGAGGAGCUUGGUUGUCGGUGGACAUUAUCAUCGGGAUGACGAUUGGAGCAUGCUUGCGAAUGCGAAGGAGCUGCCAUCGGAUAAGUUGUCUCGCUUGUCUAUCCACUUUUUCGUGGCCCGCACCGACUCCCAAGCUCAGGCAUGGGAAGUGGCGAGCGUGCCCAUGCCAGCGGGCCAGAGUGGCAAGGCAGAGGAGUUUCUCCGGUGGACCGGGUGCAUUCUCAAAGCUCUCACCAAGUCAGGGGCUCCGCCUUUAGGCCUUGCAAGCGAUGCUGGAGGCUGCAAUGCCCUGGUGCGGCAGUUGUGUCUGGGCUUCAUGGUCCCGCCAGAGGACGUUCCAUUCUUCAGCGAGUGCCUGGUGCAGCCGUUGGAACUGCCCUGGAUACCGGCGGGCCUCCUCACGUGGUAUGGGCAGGCGAUGCAUUUUAGCUUGGAUGCUUUGCACCUCCUCAAGCGGUUCAGUGCUCAACACCAGAGCCCACGAAGGGUGAUAGAGUGGGGCGAGUCCUGGGUGGACCUCGGGGUUGGCCUCGAGGCCAGACUCCCCUUGAAAUCGUUUACGCUCCACGACGAGCAGGCCGACACAGAGAGUUUUUAUCGCUUGUGCCCGAGUUCCUACCCUCACAGGGCGGAUUCGUUUGGGUGCGUGAUGAUGUGUUUUGUGUCGGCAUUGCUGUCGUCACCGUGGGAGGGCGGAACAGACUUGUCGGAGGAGGAGCGCUUCCUGAAUGCCUCGCUGUGCUACUUUGUCUGCCUCCUGAACAGGAUGCAGGCAUCGGCACGGCAUGGGAGUGACUGGUCCGAACACUUUCUUCCAACUGCUACAUUGAAAAACGUGCUCCACUCCAACAUCUCAGCGAUGGUGGCCGCAGUCUUCAUCCCCACUGGCACGAGUGUGGACCCCAGGUCCUAUGCGGAGAAGAUUGCCGAGCACCGCUUCAGUGCAAUCAAGGCUCCAUUUCGGGGGACGCCAUCGCUGCGAGAUGGCGUCCUAGGAAGCCACCUGGCACACUUGCGACAGUUUCGCGAUGGCUUCGUUGCUCCCCCGCCCAAGCCGGCGACCCGCUUGCCCUUGAACAAGGCGCAGAAGCUCCUGGAAUGCAGCCUCGCAGAUGCCAUCACCCUGCAAUCCUGGAUCACCAUGGACACGUCAGAGGCUACCCUCCGCAAGGACUUCCAGAGCUGGUGGAAGAGCACUGGUCGCAAGCUUGUGUCCAAGACCUCUAAGGAAGAGACAGAGCAGGCGCUGCAGGAGGAGGUCGAGUUUGAGGCCGAGGAGUGCUUCGAAGAGGGCGAUGCCGCUGAGAAUGAGGCUGAGGAGGUCUUGAUCGCUGCCGAGGACCACGUGCGGCAGAAGGAAGACCUGGAGGAGAUCAGCAAGGCUUUGAGCAAUGGCGAGUUGCCAUCCACCGCUCCGGCUCCUGUUGCCGCGGAUGCCGUGCAGGCUGAGGCCUUGGUUCCAGCUGAGGAUGCCGACCUGGAGGAGUUGCCCCCAAAAAGCUUCCAUUGCUUGCUUGAGCAAGCCCGGUCGAUGGAGUGCUUCAAGCUUGAGGGCGAGGCUUGCGAGGGCUACGCAGGUUGCCGCGACCGGCAGCUAGCACUGAUGCCCCUGCUGACCAAGUUCACUCAGUCGGUACGCCUCCGCGAGCGCCACAUGUCCGUGGCGGCGAUUCUGGGAAGCGAACGACCGCCAUUGUCCGCAUAUCAUGCCUUGCAACAUGAGCUCGCCCUAGCACGCCAUGCCACGAGCACAGACGGCUCCCGCCAGAGCCGCAUGAGGACAUGGAUGUCAACGACGGCCUCUUUGUUCGCCAUGCUUGAGAAGCACGACGAUGGCGACUGGCAGAUUCGCAGAGCGGAGCGGCUGAAGACUGGGACCGGACCCAGUGCACAGGUUGUCGUCUUCAAGGAUCACGACCCGGCGACCGGUCUUGUCACCCUGAGCCUCGGCCAGCUGCGAACCAUCUUCAGGGGUGCCACGGUGCGCACCAAAGAUGAUGGCCCUCGCAAGCUCAGGAGUGCCAAGCCAGUGGUUCAGAGCCUGCCGUUGACAUCGGUGGCCCGCUGCAGGAUCCUUCGGCUCAGCAAGCUUUCCGAGCAUCACUACUACUACUCAGCCUUCAGCGAGAUGCUCAUGGUCGACCCCUUGGGCACAGUGGUAGGCGAGGUGCGGGUGCGAGAGAUGCAGGAGAAGUUCGGCAAGACCGUGCUUGCCUUUGGCGACCGAGCCAUGCGAGGAUUCCACACCUGGCAGCAGAAUGCCGCUGAGCUGCUCAAAAGUCUCAAGGACCCAGUCGUGCCGGCAGAAAGCCCGGCUGAGAUCGCGCCAGCAGUCGUGCAGAGCCGCAUGUACAGCUGGAACGACUUCUCCAGAACCGCUGCCGGCACGAAAUGCAUCAAGGAGUUCAUGGAGACGCUCCCGCUGCUGUACGAGGCCAAGGAAAAGCCCAUCCUCACAGACGGCUGCUUCUCCUUCCCGAUUUCUGGCGGCAGCCAAAAAAGCAUUGCUUGGCCAGAGGUGGUGACGCUCGCCCUGAUUCUUUGUUUAGUGGUUUCUUAG
Molecule: messenger RNA, 5667 nt
Organism: Symbiodinium sp. CCMP2592
Lineage: Eukaryota; Dinophyceae; Suessiales; Symbiodiniaceae
Source: the annotation of a GenBank genome assembly